This is a messenger RNA of Ostrinia nubilalis (European corn borer), 2651 nucleotides long. It is a transcript of the gene Nup107, whose product is annotated as nuclear pore complex protein Nup107. Lineage: Eukaryota; Metazoa; Arthropoda; Insecta; Lepidoptera; Crambidae. Gene Ontology annotation, cellular component: nuclear pore; nuclear pore outer ring. The record is from RefSeq and is a predicted model, not a curated record. Gene Ontology annotation, molecular function: structural constituent of nuclear pore. The transcript has a single exon. Gene Ontology annotation, biological process: post-transcriptional tethering of RNA polymerase II gene DNA at nuclear periphery; mRNA export from nucleus; protein import into nucleus. Bases 82 to 2607 code for a protein of 841 amino acids.
UGUUUGUUUCCGGCUAAAGCUUGUGCUGGGCGCAAAAAUUACAUUAGUUUAUUAAAUUCGAUUAAAACUAGUGACUACAUAAUGAAUUUUGAUAAAAGUCUCCUGUUACAUUCCUCACAACAUACCCCGAUUAGAAACAAGCGAAGUAAGCAUUUGUUACACAGAGAAGACACUUUGAAUUUGUCGCCGAUACUAAAUGAAACCUCAAUUUUUAAAACUCUGAAUGAUACGAGCUUGAGGCAAGUUUUGGAUGAAUCUUCAGUGUUAGUUAACACAGGAAGCGCUGGUGAUGGUUUGAGCGAGGCGUUUUUUGAGAUAAUACAAAUAAGUCGUUCAAACGAUGUACUUGAUACAUUAGCGAGGUUAAGUCAAGUUUGUUGCGAUUCACUGGAAUUGGUGGAACCAUGGAACCGGUACAAUGCUCACAACUACUGGCUGGCUGAAGAAGCCAAUACCUGGAAGCUACUUUACUGUUUGUAUUCCGAUUCUAUAACUGAACACCCAGAAUCUUUGGACGACUUGAUAAAAGAACCAACUUUAUCGCAACAGGAAUUGGUUGGUGCAUUGUUUCAGUCUGAUUCAGAGUUGCGACUGUUACAAUUAUUGGUUGAUUGGUUGGAAGCUACUGCUGCUUACCAAGAAGAAGCCACUAAGACUUCCGCACCAGUGAUCGGAAACAACAUACAUUGGAGUAAUACACUACAUCAAUUGUUGAUUGGGUCAAGUUUAUUCAAUAAAGAAAAAAAUAAGGCUAUGAUAACUUGUAUGGACCCAGAUGCACCUAGGCGUCAAAAUAAGUCAAUACAUUCAGAUGAUCUCAAGGAUGAUAAUGAUUUAUGUAAAAGAAUAUUUACUGAAGUGAGAUGUGGAAAAUUUAAAGAAGCAGUCUCCUUGUGUAUCAGUGCUGGACAGGCAUGGCGCGGGGCGGUCCUACAGGGAUGGAUAUUGCUUCAUUAUCUACCGAGAGAAGAUGAAAACGCUCCCCUUGAAAUAUCUGGGAAUCCUUCUCGAGAUUUAUGGAAAUGGUGUUCUCUUGGAAUUGCUAAUAGCGUAUCUGAAAACAUUCACUACAAGGCUGCUGUAGGCAUACUGUGUGGCCAUUUGGCUAGUGCUAUACAAGCAUGCCAAGGAAACUGGGAAGAUCUACUUUGGGCACAUUUGAGGGUACAAAUAGAAGCCAGGGUUGACAAGUUUUUACAUGAACAUCAUUUAACUGCUGAUGCUAACACUACUCCCAUGGAUGUUUUGGAAUUGUUGCAAAAUGAACUUCAAAUUGAAGAACAAUCUCUCCAACAAGUAUUUGGUGCUGUAAAGUCAUUGAUGGAUGGCAAAAAGGAAUCAAACUAUCAAACAUGUCAACGUCACUUAAUGCUUGGAAACAUUAGAGCCAUUAUGCAAGACUCUUUACAAUGGAUUGACACUGCUGAAGAAAGGUUCAUACGAUUUUUGGCCCAUCUCAUAUUAAUUUUGAGACAAAUGGGCAAGGACCCUCAACAUGAUGUAGGGGACAAGAUAUUGGAGAAAUAUGUUACCCAGCUUAUUGCUAAGUUAAUAGAUGGAUCCUCAGAAUGCCCUGAACUGAUUGCUUAUUAUACAUCAACUGUGCCAAUAGAACGUCAAAUUGAAUUAUAUGCUGAAUUGAUGGAUCAUAUUCACAAAAGUGAGUACAGGCAGGGAGUCGUGAAGGCAGGCGAUGAUGCAGGCAUUGAUGUAGCAGCUUCUGCAAGGGUUGCUAUAAAAAAGGCCAUUACUGAUAUUCAACAAGGCUAUGGCAACUUAGAUUUAACAUUUACUCAGACAUCUUCGGUUGAAAAAGACAAAACAUUGAUCACUAAAGUUAUUUCAUCCCUGGAAUGGUUGUCCCUCAUUACCAACCAGUUGCAAGAAGCUUUAUGGUUGAGUAAUGCCAUGAUACGUACAUUCAUAUUUAUAGGAAAUACUGAUGCUGCAUUAGCUUGUGUUGUUAAUGUGAAUAAAAUGAUUCCUGAUUUUUUGAACAAAGUACCCACCAACUGCUCUGAACUGAGAGAGCACCUAUGUCUGAAGGCUUACCUGGAAGCUAUUGAAGGUUUUGCCACUUGGUACAGACAUUUCAUAAGUGGACAGCCAAAAGAUGUGGAACCACUGCCUCAAGAUGCAACAUUCUCUGACAAAGUUCACCAUGAGCAGAGAUGCGCCCAAGUUGAGCAACAGAAAGCGCGCUGGUUGAAUGCUGUGCUCCACCAAUCGCGGCACACGAAGAAUUUGUUGUACAACGUGUUAUUAUUUCCUAGUGGCUGGCUUCAAGAUGAGAAUGACAGUGUCUCCUCUGACAACUUUGAUGAAGAUGAAAAACAAGAGAGACUGAAGCAACUGGAGACGCUGAGACGUCUGUGUAUACCUGAGGUUGUAAUUCUAAUCCUAAAAAUUUUACAAAGUGGAGAAGAUAUUGAUAGCCACAAAGAAGCAUUGAAACUGUGCAACCUCAUAUCGGGUGAAAAUAGAGGAUUGUACAAGAUGUUCACAAAGGCUAAACUUGUCGAAGUUUUGGAUAGGAUCAAGGAAUCAUCUCUUUUGUUAUUAGAGAAAGGAAAAGAUAUGUUUGGUUACGAAAUUAAUGAUGAAUAAUUUGUUUUUUUUUUUUCAAUAAAAUAAAACAUUUUGUAUAACAA